AUGCUCACAGUAGGCCAUCUCUCAUUUUGCCAGUGGAAGAAUCCCGCCAAUCGAUCAGCCACGAAGCGACGCGACCUCUUAUACUGGACCAAUUUGGCCAAGAUACUGGACAAAGGCGACUUUAAUGCUCUGUCCCUUGCCGACACAUUUGUUCCAUAUGACACAUACAAGGGGACCGCGGAGCCCACUAUCCGGAAUAGAGCUGAAUACCUAAUGGGUGACCCCGCUAUACACAUCGCUAUUCGCAACGCUCAGGCCAUUCCUGCAAUGGCAUCGGUGACAAAGAAUCUCGGGUACGCAAUUACUACGUCGACAUCGUAUGCAGCUCCGUAUGUUGUCGAAACCGAUUUCCCGCUUUGGAUCAGUGGACCGGUGGUUGCUCCGGUGGAACAUUGUGACCUCGUUGAAAGAAUCCGCUGCUGA
Molecule: messenger RNA, 423 nt
Organism: Penicillium antarcticum
Lineage: Eukaryota; Fungi; Ascomycota; Eurotiomycetes; Eurotiales; Aspergillaceae
Exons: 2
Coding region: 1-423 (140 amino acids)
Molecular function (GO): oxidoreductase activity, acting on paired donors, with incorporation or reduction of molecular oxygen
Source: RefSeq, a predicted model, not a curated record